This is a messenger RNA of Sinocyclocheilus anshuiensis, 672 nucleotides long. It is a transcript of the gene ndufaf3, whose product is annotated as NADH:ubiquinone oxidoreductase complex assembly factor. The transcript has 5 exons. Gene Ontology annotation, biological process: mitochondrial respiratory chain complex I assembly. The record is from RefSeq and is a predicted model, not a curated record. The coding region runs from base 19 to 558 and encodes 179 amino acids. Lineage: Eukaryota; Metazoa; Chordata; Actinopteri; Cypriniformes; Cyprinidae. Gene Ontology annotation, cellular component: mitochondrial inner membrane.
GUCCCGUGCGUCAUCGUCAUGGCCGCCGUCAGCUGCGCGAGGCUCCUGUCACCGGGAUCCGGUCCCGGACUGCGGCUCGGUGCGAGGCUUCUUCCGGCUCUGAGCCGCGUGUCUCUGGUGCGCCGCCACAGGCUCGGCCCGGCCGACGACGAGCUGUACCAGAGGACCACAGUGACGCUGCUGCAGAGGGAAGCGGCCGGAGGAGCCGUCAUCUACAGCUACAGCCCGCGGGGCUUCAACAUCAGCGGGAACACGGGGCUGGGGCCGUGCGCCGUCCUGCCGCCAGCCGUCCUGCAGUGGAACGUGGGCCAUCACACGGACAUCACGGUGGAGAGUUUGUCUCUGUUUUACCUUCUGGAGCCACGCAUUGAGAUUCUGGUUCUGGGGACGGGGGCUCGUACGGAGCGUCUGGAUCCAAACGUGCUGGACUUCCUGAAGAAGAAGGGCAUCGCUGUGGAGGUUCAGGACACGCCUAACGCAUGUGCGACGUUCAACUUCCUGUCCAGCGAGAGACGGUUAGCCGCGGCAGGCCUGAUCCCUCCUCCUGCGGCCGAAUAACAGAGAACAGGACUCUGGGAAGCCAUGUUUUCUCAGUACAGUGUGUCACGUGAUCUCUGACUGUAGUGUGUGUGAGUGGAGAGUGAAUAAACACAGAUUAGAGGUAUUAACACA